Messenger RNA from Solanum lycopersicum (tomato), 1616 nucleotides. RefSeq names its product acyl-coenzyme A oxidase 4, peroxisomal. NCBI's taxonomy places the organism in Eukaryota, Viridiplantae, Streptophyta, Magnoliopsida, Solanales, Solanaceae. Gene Ontology annotation, molecular function: acyl-CoA dehydrogenase activity; flavin adenine dinucleotide binding. Gene Ontology annotation, biological process: fatty acid beta-oxidation. The record is from RefSeq and is a predicted model, not a curated record. Gene Ontology annotation, cellular component: peroxisome.
UUGAUCACAGAUAGUAACCCUUAAGAAAAAUACUAAUAAUAUUGCUGACCUGUUUAAACUCACCUAGAAGUAAGUGCCAUAUAAUCCACUUCUUUUUUCCUCUUUGUUCGUUUAUACUUCUUCGAUACACAAACACAGAGAUUUAUUUUUCUUCGUGAAAUUCUUAAUCAUUCGAAACCCAGCGAAAAUGCAUAAAGAGGCGAAAAGCUCUUAUUUUGAUAUGCCAGCAUUGGAUGUUUCUGUUGCAUUUCCUCAAGCAACUCCAGCCUCCAACUUUCCUCCAUGCACUUCAGACUACUAUCAGCUUGCCGAUCUGUUGACUCCUGAGGAGCAAGCCAUCAGAAUGAAAGUGAGGGAAUGCAUGGAGAAAGAGAUUGCUCCUAUAAUGACGAAGUAUUGGGAGAAGGCAGAAUUUCCAUUUGAAAUCAUUCCAAAAUUUGGUGCUUUGCACAUAGCUGGCGGCACUAUCAAGGGAUAUGGUUGCCCAGGUCACUCAAUAACUGGAAGUGCUGUUGCUGCAGCCGAAGUUGCCAGAGUUGAUGCAAGCUGCUCUACAUUCCUUUUGGUGCAUUCAUCUUUAGCAAUGCUCACUAUUGGGCUAUGUGGGUCUGAAAUGCAAAAGGAAAAAUACUUGCCAUCAUUGGCGGAAUUUGACACUGUAGCUUGUUGGGGUCUAACUGAGCCUGACUAUGGAAGUGAUGCAAGUGGAUUGGGGACUACUGCCAGAAAGGUUGAAGGAGGUUGGAUCCUUGAAGGGCAAAAGCGUUGGAUAGGAAACAGCACUUUUGCCGACAUAUUGGUUAUUUUUGCUAGAAAUACAUCCACAAACCAGAUAAACGGUUUCAUAGUAAAGAAGGAUGCUCCAGGAUUGCAAUGUACUAAAAUAGAAAACAAAAUUGGACUACGGAUUGUUCAAAAUGGAGACAUUCUCUUAAAGAAUGUUUUUGUCCCUGACGAGGAUAGACUACCUGGGGUCAAUUCAUUCCAGGAUACAAACAAGGUGCUUGCUGUAUCGCGUGUUAUGGUUGCAUGGCAGCCUAUUGGCAUUACAAUGGGUGUUUAUGAUAUGUGUCACAGGUACUUGAAGGAGAGGAAGCAGUUUGGAGCACCAUUAGCCGCUUUCCAGAUCAACCAACAGAAAUUAGUCCAGAUGUUGAGCAACAUUCAAGCAAUGAUUCUUGUUGGUUGGCGGCUAUGCAAACUACACGAGAGUGAUAAACUGACUCAUGGUCACGCAAGUUUAGGGAAAUCAUGGAUUACGUUGAGGGCAAGAGAGACCGUUGCUCUCGGACGAGAACUACUAGGUGGCAACGGAAUCUUGGCUGACUUUCACGUCGCAAAGGCAUUUUGCGAUUUGGAGCCGAUCUAUACAUUUGAAGGUACUUACGAUAUCAACACGUUGGUAACGGGUAGAGAAAUUACUGGUUUGGCUAGUUUCAAGCCUGCACCAGUAAGGCAAAAGAGUCGCCUGUGAAAAAUUUCAUCUUCUCCUCUGGGUAGUAAGUAUUCUGCUGAAUAAUGUUCUGUUUAAGCAAUUGUAACUCUAGAAUACUUCUUGUAGAUUAAUAAAUAUCAUACUUUAAUUUAUCGAUCAACAUUUAUAUUUUUCUUUUUAA